AUAUUAAGAUCUUUUUCUUUUACCGUUUCUCUGGGAUUUUAUUUUCUGGGGAUUUUGCUUUGAAGAAGAUGGGUGAGAGUAGGCAGACUGGGAAGGUGAAGUGGUUCGAUGAUCAGAAGGGGUAUGGCUUCAUAACCCCCGACAACGGCGGCGACGAUUUGUUCGUUCAUCAGUCCGCCAUCCAAUCCGAGGGUUUCCGUAGCCUCGCCGACGGCGAAGAGGUCGAGUUCGUUAUCGAUUCUUCGGAAGGCCGCACCAAGGCACUUGAAGUUACUGGCCCCAACGGCAACCCCGUCCAAGGCGCCACGAGAUCCGGACGCGGCGGCGGUGGAUAUGGCAGUGGCGGUGGAUAUGGCGGUGGCGGUGGAUAUGGAGGUGGUGGAUCGGAUGGGUAUGGUGGAGGAGGUAGAAGAGGUGGAUAUAGCGGCGGUGGUGGAGGCGGAGGCGGCGGUGCUUGUUAUAAGUGCGGUGAGAUGGGCCAUUUAGCACGUGAUUGUGGACAGGGUGGUGGCGGCGGCGGCGGAGGCAGAUAUGGAGGCGGUGGAGGUGGUGGAGGUGGAGGUGCUUGUUAUAACUGUGGAGGAUCUGGGCAUUUCGCUAGGGAGUGUCCCAAUAGCGGUCGCUAGUUUCGAAUGCUGUUAAAUGUGUGUUUCACAUCUCCAUUUGAACCACCUUCUCUCUUUCGCUCCUUUCGUUUUGGUUAUUGCUAUCCUAUGUUAUGGUACUUUAUGUUUCUUUUUUCUGGGUUUAUGAAGAUGGAUUGAUCCUAGUCCUAGUCGGUUUACUUGUUUUCGUUUCUUGGGUUUUUGAUGUAAUGGGCUCUUUCCUUGGUCUUACAGUGGAGUGGAUUUUAGUAUUGAUGUGGACAAUGAUGAAAA
Molecule: messenger RNA, 878 nt
Organism: Hibiscus syriacus
Lineage: Eukaryota; Viridiplantae; Streptophyta; Magnoliopsida; Malvales; Malvaceae
Product: cold shock protein 2-like
Exons: 2
Coding region: 69-626 (185 amino acids)
Molecular function (GO): nucleic acid binding; zinc ion binding
Source: RefSeq, a predicted model, not a curated record